Messenger RNA from Guillardia theta CCMP2712, 2333 nucleotides. RefSeq lists its product as hypothetical. Gene Ontology annotation, cellular component: membrane. The coding region runs from base 71 to 2266 and encodes 731 amino acids. Lineage: Eukaryota; Cryptophyceae; Pyrenomonadales; Geminigeraceae. Gene Ontology annotation, biological process: transmembrane transport. Gene Ontology annotation, molecular function: ATP binding; ATP hydrolysis activity; ABC-type oligopeptide transporter activity. The record is from RefSeq and is a predicted model, not a curated record. The transcript is spliced from 7 exons.
UGGAGAUAUGGUAGGGAACUAGUCUAGUAGUUGCUUGACGGCUUGAGGACAAAGGAGCAUUGCAAGAUCCAUGAUGUUUCCACAUUCAAGAAUAUCACUGCUUGCACGAUCUAUGUGGUGUUCUACUUCUCUUCUGCCACUAUCUUCAAUGCAGAGGGUAACCGUCAGCUCUUCAUCGAGGAUCCUUCUCAAUCACGUGAAGCAGCUUUAUUCCACGUCCAACGUGGUUUCAAGACACCCGCACAUCUCCAACAUUUUUCAAUCCCCUUCAGAUCUGGAGAAGACCAAACAUCUUAAGACCUCGGGAACGUUCAAAAACAAAAGUCACGAGAAUCAUCACCAUGACGACCAAAACUGGUCAUGUGAUACAUCAGGAUCACGAUUGGCAAGCUUGCUGGCAGCAGGGGCGUCUUCAGUGCUGUGCUUGCAGCUAUCAGGACAGAGUAACGAUGCGAUUUGCGAACCAGGAACAGGUCUUCCAACAAUGCAGGGAGGACACCAGCAGCAACCGGCUUCUUCACUCAGCGACGAGGAAGAGCCCGUUAGCUUCUAUGACUUGUUCAGCAUUCUCGAUGGUGAAUGGUUUUUCCUUGCGGCAGCCAUAGCGGUCACGCUAACAUUCACUCUCCUCAACCUGUAUCUCCCUUCAGCGUUUUCUGGCGUCAUGACAGCUUGUCGAGAAAAGUUACCCUUGAAAGCCCCUAUUUACACAUUCAUGCUUCUUCAAGGAGCGAUCAUUCUGCUGGAUGGAACAAGACACUUUCUCAUGGCAACUCUGGCCGAACGCAUUCGGCAGAAACUGAGGAUCAAGCUGUAUGCUGCCAUGCUUCAACAGGAGAUAGGUUUCUUUGAUGCAAACAGCAAAGGCCAGCUCAUGUCCAUGAUGGGCGAGGAUGUGGUGAGAAUGCAGCAGGCAGUGACUGACCAGAUCACCAACACCUUGACAUCGUUGACUACCAUCGUAUAUGGAGCAUACAAAGUCCUUUCUAUCUCACCGUAUGCGACUCUCUUGGUGGUCGCAGCUGUUCCAGUACUUUCGAUUGCCUCAGUUGCAGCACAGGGAGCAAGUCGGAAGAAGGCGAUUCGAGCACAUGAAGCAGCUCGAGAAACAGCGGCAAUCGCCUCUGAGGUUCUCAACAACGCCAGAACAGUUCAAUCAUUCUGUGCGGAAGGCAAGGAGAGCGAGAGGUAUGAGGAGAGGAUGAUGCAACAGUACGUGAUGGAGAACGAGUAUCGUAUCUUCACGGGAGGAGCGCAUCUCUUCUUCAAUGCUGUCAACCUCAUGUUGUCUGCUGGCGGAAUGUACUAUGGCGGAUCUCUUGUGGCGCAGGGAAGAAUCACCCUGGAGAACAUGAUGCAGUUCAUGCAGUACAGCUGGAAGAUUGGGAACGCCCUUGGAAGUCUCAUGCAGAUACUCAACGAGCAGCAACGAGCUCUCGCGUCCGCCUCCAAGGUUUUUGGCACUCUUCGUCGUCAGCCUCUCAUUGAACGAGGCAGAGGCAGCCAACCAAACAGUAUCCAUGGCACCCUCGAGCUGCAGAACGUCUUCUUCUCAUACCCAACGAGACCUGAUGUCACAGUGAUAAGGGGACUCAACCUCACCCUCAAUCCCGGCACCAUUACAGCGCUCGUAGGAGGCAGCGGUAACGGCAAGUCCACCAUUGCUGUUCUGCUCCAGCGAUUCUACGAUCCUGACUCCGGGCACAUUAAGCUUGAUGGUCGCGAUCUCCGCCAACUCGACCUGGAGUGGCUUCGUAGCAAGUUGGCGACGGUAAGCCAGGAGCCGAUGCUCUUUCAUGGCUCUGUGGCGGACAAUAUUCGCUAUGGCAAACCCCACGCCACUGAUGAGGAGGUGAUCCGAGCAGCUCGUGAGGCAAACGCGGAAGAAUUCAUCAACAAGCUUCCGCAGGGGUAUGAGACUAUGGUGAGUCAGGUCGGACUAAGUGCAGGGCAGAGGCAGCGUCUCAGUAUCGCGCGAGCCAUCCUGAAAGACCCGAAGAUUCUCAUACUCGAUGAAGCUACAAGUCAGCUUGACGCGAGGAGUGAAGGAGCCGUGCAAGAGGCGCUCGACCGGCUGAUGAAGGGAAGAACUGUCCUCGUGAUCGCACAUCGCCUGAGCACCAUUAAGGACGCCACCUGUAUCUGCGUCCUUGAAGAUGGAGAGAUUGUAGAGAAGGGAACCCAUCAAGAGCUCAUGAAGCUACAGGGCAUGUACUCAGUCAUGGCGAAACAUCAGAUGGCUGGAGCCAAAAGCAUGGGAGCAUGAGGAAAAGUAGGCCGAAUCGCUGAUUUCCCUGGCUUUCGUACCCUCGAAUUAAAUAUGACCCCCAGUC